Anopheles cruzii is the source of this 976-nucleotide messenger RNA. Its product is annotated as translocon-associated protein subunit gamma. Lineage: Eukaryota; Metazoa; Arthropoda; Insecta; Diptera; Culicidae. The transcript has 2 exons. Bases 160 to 717 code for a protein of 185 amino acids. The record is from RefSeq and is a predicted model, not a curated record. Gene Ontology annotation, biological process: SRP-dependent cotranslational protein targeting to membrane. Gene Ontology annotation, cellular component: membrane; endoplasmic reticulum.
UCCACAUCGUCGAAAUCUUGACACGUAUCGUUACGUUUGCGAACCGGAGAUUCCGUGAAACAUUAAAGCUCGCGGCAUUUGCGUCCAGCCUCGGUUCCAAUCGUCACAGAGAAACCUUUCGUUGCGAAGGUGAAAACUUCUUUUUAUCUCGUAAACACCAUGGCAUCAGAGAACGAGGCGUCGGGAUUCACCAAGGAGGAGGAAUUGCUGCUGCAGGAUUUUAGCCGGAACGUAAGCACCAAGUCGAAUGUUCUCUUCUACGGCAACGCGGCAAUUGUAUCGGCGGUGCCCAUCUGGUUGUUCUGGAGAGUGCACCAGAUUGAGCUGCUGCCGUCGCUGGCGUUCUUCGUGAUCGUCACCGGACUGUGUACUUACCUGCUGGCGAUGGCCUACCGGAACACCAAGUUCACCCUGAAGCACAAAAUCGCCAACAAGCGCGAGGAUGCGGUAACGCGCGAAAUGACGGCCCUGCUGGCGGACGAUAAGAAGAUGAGCCGCAAGGAAAAGGACGAGCGCAUUCUGUGGAAGAAGAUCGAUGUGGCCGAGUACGAAGCUUCCACCUUCUCGAUCUUCUACAACAAUGCUCUCUUCUUGGCGCUGGUCAUCUUCGCCAGUUUCUAUCUGUUGCGAUCGUUCACCCCCAGCCUCAACUACAUCUUCUCGCUGGUCGGCGCCGGUGGUCUGUUGGCCCUGCUGUCGACGGGAAAACCAACGUAAAGGCUGCCCCUACUUCCCGCCUUCCUACAGCGCUUCAAUCGGAAGACAUUCGGUCAGGAGUUUGGCGAUCGAACCAUCGACUGUAUUCCGUUCCCGACCAGUAACGUAAUGAGACUAAUUCAUCUCGGGAAUGUGUGCUAUCGUUUCAUCUUGUUUUUUCACUGUUACACGAACUAAGCCAUUCACCAAUAGCGCUGAAGAUAGGUCCUCAGGCAGAAGUAAUAAUCAUACAUCGCUCAGUAAAGACUAAGUUACAGAA